CACACACACACACACUCACACCCACAUAUACAGCAGCCCUGGCCCUCUGGUGGACCUGGCCAUGCUAGUCGCCUGGCUAGCAGCUGUCAGCUUGCAGCAGCAGGAAGUGGUGGGCCUGGCAGACGGGCAACCGUGUGGGGUUGGGAGGGGUCCAGGCUCAUGUUGCAAUCCUGGAGAUUUGCGGUGGUGCGGGUGACGCUGCCUGACCAGGGGCCCUUCCUCCUACACUGUUCUGCUUCCUGGGACAAUCUCAGGCCUAGAGGCCAAAACCCAGAAUUCUCUAUGCCUGAGAGAGGUGACAGAAAAGAAGGUCUGUCUCUGCAGAACAGCUGGAGGGGGAUAAAGGGGACCUUGGAGAGAGGACAAGCCAGAGGCCCUGUCACGCUGUGCUUCUUUUGGGGGAAGUUACUUAAUUUUCUGUGCCUCCCUUCCCCUGCCCCCUUGCCUGUGGAAGGGCCACAUGGAGCUCUUCAUGGGGCAGUCUUGUUCAGGACCCAGCCACUAGUCAUGUCACCAGGUUAGGGAUGAAGCCCUGUGUCCCUAGCAUGUGCUUCUUCAGGUGGAAGGUGGCCAGCGAGCCUGGAGAAAAGAUGCAGAGCACAGUCAACUACCUGUGGCACACGGAUGACCUGCUGGGGCAGGGUGCCACUGCCAGCGUAUACAAGGCCCGCAACAAGAAAUCUGGCGAGCUUGUCGCUGUGAAGGUCUUCAACACUGCCAGCUACCUGCGGCCCCUGGAGGUGCAGGUGAGAGAGUUUGAGGUCCUGCGGAAGCUGAAUCACCAGAACAUUGUCAAGCUCUUUGCGGUGGAGGAGACAGGGGGCAGCCGACAGAAGGUGCUGGUGAUGGAGUACUGUUCCAGUGGGAGUCUGCUGAGCGUGCUGGAGAGCCCUGAGAAUGCCUUCGGGCUGCCCGAGGAUGAGUUCUUGGUGGUACUGCGCUGCGUGGUGGCUGGCAUGAACCACUUGCGGGAGAACGGCAUUGUCCACCGCGACAUCAAGCCUGGGAACAUCAUGCGCCUCGUGGGGGAGGAGGGGCAGAGCAUCUACAAGCUGACAGACUUCGGGGCUGCCCGGGAACUGGAUGAUGAUGAGAAGUUCAUCUCUGUCUAUGGAACGGAGGAGUACCUGCACCCCGACAUGUAUGAGCGGGCAGUGCUUAGAAAGCCCCAGCAAAAGGCCUUUGGGGUGACUGUGGAUCUCUGGAGCAUUGGAGUGACCCUGUACCAUGCAGCCACCGGCAGCCUGCCUUUUGUCCCCUUUGGUGGGCCACGGCGCAACAAGGAGAUCAUGUAUGCUGAGGCUCAAAAAGCGACUUUGUCCAGGGACAUGCAGAGACUCUUCCAGGGGCAAAAGUGGGGAAAGCAUGCAGCCUCCUGUUCCCAGGUCCAAGGUCUCCAUAGUUUCCGGCUGUCUGAUAGGAGCAACAGGUACCGCAUCACCACAGAGAAGCCACCUGGGGCCAUUGCAGGCACUCAGAGGCGGGAGAACGGGCCCCUGGAGUGGAGCUACAAACUCCCCAUCACCUGUCGCCUGUCCAUGGGGUUGCAGACCCAGCUGGUGCCCAUCCUGGCCAACAUCUUGGAGGUGGAGCAGGCCAAGUGCUGGGGCUUCGACCAGUUCUUUGCGGAGACCAGUGACAUCUUGCAGCGAGUCGUCUUCCACGUCUUCUCCCUGUCCCAGGCAGUCCUGUACCACAUCUACGUCCACACCCAUAACACGAUAGCCAUCUUUCUGGAGGCUGUGUAUAAGCAGACCAAUGUGGCCCCCCAGCACCAGCAGUACUUCUUUGAAGGUCACCUCUGUAUCCUUGAGCCCAACCUCUCAGCACAGCACAUCGCCCACACAACAGCAAGCAGCCCCUUGACCCUCUUCAGCAUAGCCAACGAGACCCCCAAGGGGCUGGCCUUCAGGGACCCUGCUCUGGAUGUCCCCAAGUUUGUCCCCAAGGUGGAUGUGCAGGCAGAUUACAACACCGCCAAGGGUGUGUUGGGCACCGGCUACCAGGCCCUGUGGCUGGCACGGGCCCUGCUGGAUGGGCAGGAGCUGAUGCUGCGGGGGCUGCACUGGGUGGUGGCGGUGCUCCAGACCAGAUGCAGGCGGACUCUGGAGGUCACCCAGACAGCCCCCAUCCUCAUCCUCAGCAGCAGCAUGGGCACCGAGAGGCUCAGCAGCAUGCCUGGGACACCGGAGGUCCAGGAACUGAAGGAGGCCACAGAGCUGAGGUCCAGGCUGCGGACUUUGGCUGAGGUCCUCUCCAAAUGUUCCCAGAAUAUCAAAGAGACCCAGAUGAGCCUCAGCAACCCGAGCUCAGAGCUGGUGAAGAGCCGGGAUCAGGUACAUGAGGACAGAAGUAACCAGCAGAUUCAGUGCUGUUUGGACAAGAUGAACCUCAUCUACAAACAGUUCAAGAAGUCUAGGAUGAGGCCAGAUGAGGAAACGGAGACACAGACACACAAAAGAUUAAGUAGCCCAGGGCUUAGCUACAAUGAGGAGCAGAUUCACAAGCUGGAUAAGAUGAAUUUUAGUCACCUAGCCAAAAGGCUCCUGCAGGUGUUCCAGGAGGAGUGUGUGCAGAAGUAUCAGAUGACUCUAGUCACACACGACAAGUGGAUGAGAGUGGUGCAUGAGACCAGCAACCACCUGCACCUGGUGCACUGUUCUGUGGCUGUCUGUAUCACGGAUGCCCGGGAAGCUCAGGAGAGCCUUGGCAAGAUCCUUGACCGGCUAUCUCAGCAGCUCCUUCAGGACAGAACAGAAGGGGCUCUGGUCUCACCACCCCCGGCAGCUCCUUAUUCUACACAAAGGGACCUGCUUUUCCACAUGCAAGAGCUCUGUGAGCACAUGAAGCAGCUGGCGUUUGACCUCCAGGAAAACAACCAAAUCAUUGAGCGGUUAAGUAGAGUCCCAGCAGCUCCUGAUGUCUGAGCUCCCUGGGGUGCAUGAAGCAUCCUGAAGCAUUAGAAGGAUUCAAACACUGCUCUCCUGUGCUGCGGGACCCAACCCAGGGUGAGAUCUGGUUCCAUCUCAUCAGCCUACCUCCCUCCUGGCCAAUGGCUAGGAGAUGUCACCAGCAUUACCUUCCACCGCCUUUCCCCCUGAGAAGCAGCCCAGCCCAGACUAGGACACCAGGCCAUCUCUGUCCAGACUCACAGUGAAGCGUGUGGCAGCUACUGCCUGGAAUGACAUUUCUCUUAUUCAGGCUCAGAUAUUGCUCCUCCUUACCCUGGCCUGUGUGGCUGAACCUGGCUGGGCCGUGGGGACAAGUGGAUGUCAUAUGCUAUCCCAUCCAGCCUAUGGCUUACAGAGCUUUACUCCCUGGGGAACAGGAGAAGAGACCUCCUGGGGUUUCCCCAGGGUGCUGGGUCAAAUGACCUCAUCUCCAUCUUCCUUCCCCUUGAGGUGUUUCACAUUGAACACAGCUCUGUCUACUCCCCAGAGGUUUCUGGGGUCACCACAUUCAUCCCCAAACAACACAGAGCCUCAUUUUCCUUCUGUCCUUGGACUGGCUGAACCUCAGAUUGAGCUAAUGAGUGAUCAAGGCCAGGUGCCAGUGCCUUGGGGACCCUUUUCCCAUUUUCCCCUCUCUCUGAGGCAACACCUGGGCCUGGGACAUACAGCCGGCCAGCAGUAACAGGUGGCCAUGCCAGCAAGCAUGGGCCUCUAAGUCCAGCACCCUGCACCUUUAGGAAAUGGAAUAAAUGUGGCCUUUUCUA
Molecule: messenger RNA, 3715 nt
Organism: Nycticebus coucang (slow loris)
Lineage: Eukaryota; Metazoa; Chordata; Mammalia; Primates; Lorisidae
Gene: IKBKE
Product: inhibitor of nuclear factor kappa B kinase subunit epsilon
Exons: 22
Coding region: 525-2927 (800 amino acids)
Biological process (GO): peptidyl-serine phosphorylation
Cellular component (GO): cytoplasm
Molecular function (GO): ATP binding; protein serine/threonine kinase activity
Source: RefSeq, a predicted model, not a curated record